ACCGCAUCACAUUGAGCUCUAAUCCUCUCAGCUCUCACAAGUAAUCCUCUCAGCCCACACACACGCAUGAGCUAGCUGAAGUGCGGAAGUAGCACUAGUUAGUUAUCAAAACUAGAACUAAAUGGCGACCUCGCUGCUCCUCUCCCUACCCCAACAAUGGCAGCCCUUCCUCUUAGCACUCAUCGUUUCUGCUGUCUCCCUCCUACUGUGGACAAGGAGGAAAGGGAAAGGGCGGCUGAAGCUGCCACCGGGCCCCGUGAAGCUGCCCAUCGUGGGGAACCUGCACCAGCUAGGCUCGCUGCCGCACCGGACUCUGAGUGAUCUGGCGCGGCUCCACGGGCCGGUGAUGCAGCUGCAGCUCGGCACGGCGCCCACCGUGGUGCUGUCUUCAGCGGAGGCGGCAUGGGAGGCGCUCAAGGUGCACGACCUGGACUGCUGCACGCGGCCCGUGUCCCCGGGGCCAACGCUCCUAAGCUACGGCCUCAAGGACGUGGCGUUCGCGCCCUACGGCGCCUACUGGCGCCACAUCCGGAAGCUCCUCGUCGUCGAGCUCCUCAGCGCACGCCGCGUCAAGGCCGCAUGGUACGCGCGCCAGGAGCAGGUGGACAGGCUGGUGGCCGCCCUGUUAGCCGCCGGGAAGGCGAAGCAGCCAGUGGUGCUGGACGAGCACGUCCUGCGCCUCUCCGACUGCAUCACGGGCACGGUGGCGUUCGGCAGCGUCUACGCCAGCGACAAGUUUGCGAGCUUCCAGCACGCCCUCGACGAGGCCAUGGAGGUGAUCUCCUGCACCUCCGCGGAGGACUUCUUCCCCAAAGCCGUUGGCCGGCUCGUCGACCGCAUCAGUGGCUCCGUGGCCCGCCGCGAGAGGGUCUUCAGGCAGCUCGACGCCUUCUUUGAAAUGGUCAUCGAGGAGCACCUGGACCCUAAGCUCGCCAACCCUGCUGAGAAUGAGAAUGGCGGUGGCGGCGACCUCGUCGACGCGCUCAUCGCCCUCUGGAAGGAGGACCCUGGGUUCACCAGGGACCACGUCAAGGCCCUAAUCUUUAACACGUUCAUCGCCAGCAUUGACACGAGCUCGGUGACCAUCCUAUGGGCAAUGUCAGAGCUGAUCCGGAAGCCAUGUGUGCUCGGCAAGGUGCAGGCCGAGAUCAGGGCCGUGGCGGGCGGCAACGUCAACGGGAGGGUGCUGUCAGAAGACGUGUCCAGGCUCACCUACCUCAACAUGGUCGUGAAGGAGACCCUCCGGCUGCACCCGCCGGCGCCACUGCAGCUGCCGAGGGAGACGAUGCGGCACAUCCAGAUUGCCGGGUAUGACGUGCCGGCCAAGACGCGGGUCUACGUCAACGCGUGGGCCAUCGGCAGGGACCUGGCGAGCUGGCCGGACGGCCCGGAGGAGUUCAACCCCGACAGGUUUGAGGGGAGGGACGUAGACGUCAAGGGCGAGCAUCCCGAGCUGAUGGCGUUCGGCAUGGGGCGCCGGAUAUGCCCCGGCUUGUCCAUGGCCAUGGCCACUGUAGAGUUCACCCUGGCCAACCUGCUCUUCUGCUUCGACUGGGCGCUCCCGGAGGGGAUAGCGGCAGACGACGUGAGCAUGGAGGAGGAAGGACGGGUCGUGUUCCACCGCAAGACGCCGCUCAUGCUCGUGCUUACUGCUUACGUACCGCCACGGCCACGUCCUUGCUGAAUUGGAACAUCACAGUAGUUGGCUAUUGCAAUAUGGGAUUGCUGAGUGUCAGUGUCUUAGUCGAUCCUAUAUUUGCAGGACUUUACGUUGAGAUCCGUGCAAAUUUUUCUUUCCAGUUUGUUCAUUUUCUUUCUUACAAGUUAUAUCACUUGACUUAAACCUGGUUAAGUAUAAGUCAACUGAGACUUAGACACACCAAUUGCAAUAUCCA
Molecule: messenger RNA, 1895 nt
Organism: Triticum aestivum (bread wheat)
Lineage: Eukaryota; Viridiplantae; Streptophyta; Magnoliopsida; Poales; Poaceae
Product: 4-hydroxyphenylacetaldehyde oxime monooxygenase
Exons: 2
Coding region: 122-1684 (520 amino acids)
Molecular function (GO): monooxygenase activity; oxidoreductase activity, acting on paired donors, with incorporation or reduction of molecular oxygen; heme binding
Source: RefSeq, a predicted model, not a curated record